AUGGAUAUAACUAACCAGAACCACAGUAUAGAUACACCAAUGCCUGAUACGAGGCCAGAUAUUGAGUUUGGAUUUGGUUAUAAUGCUGGAACCACUCGUGGCGGGCCAUCCUUGGCUUCCAUGCAGAUACAACAAGGUACCAACACACACCAUCAGAUAAAUAAUGAUAUAUCCUUCAAUAUUGGGAAUAAUGACACUAACAGUAAUGACACUAAUGAAAACAUUCACGUUGAUAGCUUAAGAAAUAAUGGUAAUAUUCAAAGAUUUACAGCAGGGGAUAGACUGCCGAACACUAUUGGUAAUCAGAGUGUCGCGAUGGCUCGAAGCAUUCCAGGAAGCAUCGAGAGUCGCAAUGGCUUUCCACAAGAUGGCGAAGCUCUCAUGGAUAUGAGUAACGUGGAAAGCAUAGACUAUAACGCGCCAGCAAAGAUAUUUGCAGAUAUGGAUAUUAAUAGAUUAUUCUACGAUCCAAAUUUGUCGAGCUUACAGGCAGAAGAUAUCAUAAAGCUCCAUAAUUUCAAGGAGGUUGUUCAUCGCAAAAUUGAAAACUUUAUCGAAGUGAUACAGAAACGGAGAGAGAGAAUAUUAAAAGAGAUAGAAUUAGGAAACCAAAGAUUGGAGGGAGUUGAUCUUGAGACUUCUGUUAGUGCUAUGACAUAUCUAAAUAAGCUUCAGAGAAUAAGGAUAAGCGCGCUAAAAUCUGAAACUAUGGAGCUCCAAAACUUAAGAAUCCAAAUUGUAAGUAUCGUCGACGAAUAUAAGAAAGCAAUGGCAGAGUAUAGUAAACUGAAUCAAGAGGGUAGAAAUGCCGUGAACCCUACUCCAUAUUUCCAAAGAUGGAUAAAAUCAUUAAACCCAGAAGAUAUAUCAGGUCUUAACAAAGAAUUGAUUGAAUUACAGAUGUACUCCAAACAACUGUCAGAUAUACCAGAGCUGGCUUCAAUAGAGUAUCAGGUUAGUACUCCACAAACCUCACAAUUUCCUCUCCGUUCUUUACCAUCUGAGAUACUGCAUCUUGUACUUGAUAAAAUAACACAGAAAGCUGAUAUUGUGAAUUUGUUAAGAGUCUGUAAGCUAUGGGCUCUUAUCAUAGUGAAAAUAUUGUACUACCGCCCACAUAUUAACAGAAAGCACCAGUUAGAUUUAUUUAUGCGAACAAUGAAGUUAACUAAGGAUGAGACAGUGUUUGAUUACCGAUCAAUGAUUAAAAGACUGAAUUUUUCCUUUGUUGGAGAUCAUCUGCAUGAUGAAGAACUUUACAACUUCGUUGGUUGUCGAAAUUUGGAACGAUUGACAUUAGUAUUUUGUAAGCAUAUUACAAGUGACCCGGUGGCAGCGGUUUUAAAGGGAUGCAAAUACCUACAGAGUGUUGAUAUUACUGGUAUCAAAGAAAUUUAUGAUAAUGUGUUUGAUACAUUGGCUGAGAGUUGCAAAAGGGUACAGGGAUUUUAUGUACCCCAGGCUAAGCUUGUAUCAUAUAAUGCAUUAACAAAUUUUGUUUCCAAUGCACCAAUGUUAAAAAGAAUCAAAGUUACUGCCAAUGCUAACGUGAAUGACGAAUUUUUAGAUCUUCUGGCUGAAAAAUGUCCACUUUUGGUUGAAGUGGAUAUAACACUCAGUGCAAAUGUGCAUGAUAGUAGUUUGACAAAGCUAUUUAUGAAGUUGACGCAGCUUCGUGAAUUUAGAAUUACUCAUAAUGCAAAUGUGACUGACAAAUUCUUUCUAGAUCUUUCAAAGAAUGUUAACCAACUUCCAUCAUUAAGGUUACUCGAUUUAUCUGGUUGUGAAAAUAUCACGGAUAAGACUAUUGAUAGGGUAGUUCAAUUAUCUCCAAAAUUAAGAAACAUAUUCUUAGGAAAAUGUAGUAGAAUCACAGAUUUAUCCUUAUUUCAUUUAUCUACGCUUGGAAAGAAUCUACAAACUGUGCAUUUUGGGCACUGCUUCAAUAUAACUGAUCGGGGUGUUAGGGCUCUAAUAAAAUCAUGUCCACGUAUUCAGUAUGUUGAUUUUGCCUGUUGUACUAAUCUGACAAAUCAUACAUUAUAUGAGCUAUCUUAUCUAAGCAGACUCAAAAGAAUUGGCCUAGUAAAAUGUUCACAGAUGACAGAUGACGGUCUUUUAAAUAUGAUUGCCUUAAGAGGAAGGAAUGAUAGUUUGGAAAGGGUACAUUUUUCAUAUUGUUCAAACUUAACAAUAUACCCCAUUUAUGAGCUUCUAAUGGCCUGUCCAAGGUUAUCACAUUUAUCAUUGACUGCUGUACCUUCAUUUCUUCGUCCAGAUAUAACAGCUUUUUGUAGGCCAGCCCCAUCUGACUUCAGUGAUAACCAGAGACAAAUCUUCUGUGUGUUUUCAGGGAAAGGUGUUCAUAAACUCCGUCAUUACUUAAUGAGCCUGACAACACCAACAGAUGGCCCUCAAAUUGAUGUUGGUGAUACAUUGGAGCAAUAUGUUAUUUCAAAGCAUUUGCUCCGUCCUGGUGAGUAUUUAAACGAUGGUAUAAGAAGGAUUACCAGCGAGCUAAAUCAGGAUUCCGCUGCGAUUUUGGCAGCAACUGGGUUAAAUCAGAUGAAUGGUAUGAAUAGUGACUUUCCCUUUCAGAAUAUUGACUUUGAAAGACUGGAUGAGGUGUUUAACUGGAUUAAUAUGUCAAUGGAUGGUCAUUCACUAAACUCUGAUGAACUAAAUGACUUGAUAUCUGAAGUUGAUAGAGAUUUUUGCGAUGAUCCCUUUGAUGAAGACUACAAUAGCAGGGAUUCUAUUGUGGCACCUGGGGCAAAUACAGGCUUGAAUAGCGAACUUUGUCAUAUUGUUAAAAAGUUUCACAGGUUAGAUGAUCAAAUUUGUGACUUCGAGGUUAACGUAUCAAGUCUGGCUAGGGUACAGUUUCAAUUCACAGGAUUUCUACUACAUGAAAUGGCACAAGCGUAUAUGAAUAUGGUUGAAAUAAACAGACAGAUUUGGCACAUCCAGAAGACUACAUUGGAAGCUGGUGUUGAAAGUGAUAUUAAGGCUUUAUUGGUAUGGAGGAUAUUGUUUAUAGAUAAGUUCACAGCUUUGCUUCACAAAUACCAGAUAUCGACGGUGGUGUUAAGACUCUAUUUGAAAGACAGUAUAACCUUAUUGACUAGACAAAGGGAGUUAUUUUUAGCUCAUCAAAGGACACCUUGGAAUCCUACAAUUGUUGAAGAAGCACCUGAUUCAAACUAUUGGCAAUUAGUUGGAGACCGCAUACAACUUCUUCCUGAGCAAAUGAGGGUCAUGCCCUUCGGUUUGAGAAAUCCAGCCAUUGCAAACAAUGCACAGCAGAACGCAGCUGAAGCCCAAAAUGAUGACCGCUCGGAGACACCUGAAGAUGAUGUAGCAAUAGAAGACUUUUAA
This is a messenger RNA of Nakaseomyces glabratus, 3378 nucleotides long. RefSeq names its product SCF ubiquitin ligase complex subunit GRR1 (gene GRR1). Gene Ontology annotation, cellular component: cytoplasm. NCBI's taxonomy places the organism in Eukaryota, Fungi, Ascomycota, Saccharomycetes, Saccharomycetales, Saccharomycetaceae. Gene Ontology annotation, molecular function: protein binding. The record is from RefSeq and is a predicted model, not a curated record.